This is a messenger RNA of Clunio marinus, 222 nucleotides long. The record is from the annotation of a GenBank genome assembly. NCBI's taxonomy places the organism in Eukaryota, Metazoa, Arthropoda, Insecta, Diptera, Chironomidae.
AUGUUCUGUAAUGAAGUGCUUGGCGAACUUUUCUUUAAUUCUCUUGACGAUGCUGGAUCGGAUGCUGUCACAAAAACUCGUCAAAUAUUUAAAAUUUUCAAUAUCAUUGUUAAAAUUCCAAGAAUUCAAACUUAUGUAACAUUGGAAUUAGCUCCAUCCAUUAAAGUCCUUGUCACGUUCAAUUCAACCUUCAUCAAGCAUCAAUUCUUCAAACAAACAUGA